Molecule: messenger RNA, 453 nt
Organism: Cordyceps militaris CM01
Lineage: Eukaryota; Fungi; Ascomycota; Sordariomycetes; Hypocreales; Cordycipitaceae
Product: RNA polymerase II transcriptional coactivator
Exons: 3
Coding region: 1-453 (150 amino acids)
Biological process (GO): positive regulation of transcription initiation by RNA polymerase II
Molecular function (GO): DNA binding; transcription coactivator activity
Source: RefSeq, a predicted model, not a curated record
AUGGGCAACAAAAGACGCGCCAGCGUCGGAGAAGACGGCAGCGACGCCGAGGUAGUGCACAAGGUCUCCAAGAAGAGCAAAACCAGCGCAGGCAUCGUCUCACCUGCAGGAAAAGAUGAUGAAGGCAACCCUUUCUGGGAGAUCUCCAACACACGCCGAGUGGGCAUUUCUGAGUUCAAGGGCGUAUGCAUGAUCAGCAUUCGAGAGUACUACGAAAAGAACGGCAAACUUUUGCAUGGCAAGAAAAUCCAGGGCAUCUCGAUGCCGGUGGACCAGUACGCCGCGCUACUGAAGCUUUUGCCUUCAAUCAGCGGAAAGCUACGCGAAAUGGGGCAACUCGUUGAUACGCCGGACAAACCUGAGGGAGACACCGCAACCAUGGUGAAGAAGUCGAAGAAGGAAAAGUCGGACAAAGCAAACAUCGAGGCCACGAGCGACGAGGAUGAGGACUAG